AUGUCCCGACCAAUUACCGUGGACGAUAUUCCCAAGGCAGUUUUGGUGGGCAAGCCGCUUCUGUACUUCACCACAGGGUUUGUGAGUCUGUGUGUGUUUCUUUUUGGAUAUGACCAGGGUUAUUUCAGCUCGAUCUUGACAAACACCUAUUUCAAGGACUACUUUGACAACCCCACUGCUCUGGAGAUUGGAACAGUGGUGGCUAUUUUGGAGAUCGGUGCGUUGAUCUCGUCCUUAAGCUUGGGCCCCAUUUCCGACAAGCUUGGCCGCAGAAAGACUACCCGGCUGGGUGCCUUUAUCUUCUGCAUAGGAGGUAGUAUCCAGUCUGGGUCGUCGUCGAUUGCCCAUUUGGCAAUUGGACGGUUUGUUUCUGGUAUUGGCGUUGGGUUUCUUUCGGGAACUGCCCCUUCGUUCCAGGCAGAGAUCUCUGCCCCUGAAAACCGCGGGCUACUGGGUUCUGCGCAGUUCACUGGAAAUAUUAUGGGCUAUGCUUCUUCGAUCUGGAUCGACUUUGGAUGCAGUUUCAUCGAAAGCAACUGGUCGUUCCGCAUCCCGCUGAUGUUGCAAGUGGUGUUUGGGUCCAUAUUGUUCCUGGGCACGUUUGCUUUGGUGGAGAGUCCUAGAUGGUUGCUCGAGCACGACCACGACGCCGAAGGACUCGUGGUCAUCGCAGACCUGUUCUCCGACGGCCACGUCCACAGCGACAAGGCGCGCGAGGAGUACAAGGCCAUCAAGGAGUCUGUGCUGAUAGGCCGGCUCGAGGGCGACCUCAACUACCUCGACGUUUUCAGACGGUACCCAAGGAGAAUUUUCGUGGCCAUGACGUCACAGAUGUUUGCGCAGUUCAACGGUAUCAACGUGAUCUCGUACUACGCACCACUGGUUUUCGAACAGGCCGGCUGGGUCGGCAGAAACGCCAUUCUGCUCACGGGAAUCAACGCCCUGUUGUACGUUCUCAGCAGUAUUCCGCCCUGGUUCCUCACAGAGAGCUGGGGCCGCAAACCGGUCCUGAUCAUGGGCGGACUCGUUAUGGGGCUUGCACUGUGUGCGGUCUCGACGUUCUCCAAGAUCGAGACCUCCAAUAGCGCCACCAUGGUGGUGAUCUUUGUCAUGAUCUACAACUCCUUCUUCGGGUGCAGUUGGGGCCCUAUUGGCUGGCUCAACGUCGAGGUGCUACCAACCAAGGCGCGCGCGUCCGGAGCAGCCAUGGCCACAGCCACAAACUGGCUGUGCAAUUUCGUGGUCGGCGAGCUGGCCCCUUUGUUGCUCGAGAAAAUCCAAUGGAGACUGUACCUGAUCCACGCCACGUCGUGCUUCAUCUCCGUCGUGACGGUUUGGAAAAUGUACCCAGAGACCAAGGGGCUGAGUCUGGAGGAGAUGGACUCUGUCUUUGACGACAGAUCGUCAGUUUACUCGACCCAUUCCGGUAACCUGUCCGGAUUUGGCUCCACGAGCGAUUUGGAAGCAUGGGGAAACAGGUCCGGUCUGAUCACAGGCAAUACUCCACAGGCGGCCAGAAACCCUGCUGCCGCCGCUGGCGAGAACAACCCGCUAAUCCCUGGCUCCAAGCCGUUUAUCCUGCCACAGGAUAUCGAGCCUCCUGAUCUGGCUACCAUCUACAAGUUCAAAACAGACGACUCGCACUCGAUCCGCGGCUCGCUGCGCAAGGGGUCCGAGGCAGUGUCGUCGAUCUUCAGACUGCACAGAUCCAACCACGAAGAUGCCAGCGUCGCGUCAGACUCCGUCUCUGAGCGGUUUAUCAAUACGUCGCAUUAA
Ogataea philodendri is the source of this 1776-nucleotide messenger RNA. RefSeq lists its product as uncharacterized. The coding region runs from base 1 to 1776 and encodes 591 amino acids. The record is from RefSeq and is a predicted model, not a curated record. The transcript has a single exon. Gene Ontology annotation, molecular function: carbohydrate:proton symporter activity. Gene Ontology annotation, biological process: carbohydrate transport; transmembrane transport. NCBI's taxonomy places the organism in Eukaryota, Fungi, Ascomycota, Pichiomycetes, Pichiales, Pichiaceae. Gene Ontology annotation, cellular component: membrane.